UUCAACAAGGUUUUCAACCGUGCAAUGUCUGAUAUCACCACUAUGUCCACGAAGAAGAUUCUCGAAGACUACAAGGGAUUUGAAGGACUUAAUUCCAUUGUUGAUGUUGGUGGUGGAACUGAGGCUACUAUGAACAUGAUUGUCUCUAAGUAUCCUUCCAUUAAGGGCAUUAACUUUGAUUUGCCAAAUGUUAUUAAAGAUGCUCCAGCUUAUCCAGCUUUCCUUGCUAUCAUACUUGAUAUGUUGGUGCAGGGGAUUUGUCAUGAUUGGAGUGAUGAUCAUUGCCUAAAAUUGUUGAAGAACUGCUAUGAAGCACUUCCUACGAAUGGAAAAGUGAUAAUUGUUAGAGUGCAUACUUCCAGAAGCCCGAGACACAUCAGCUGUAACAAAGAGUAAAGUACAUGGUGAUAUUAUGAUGUUAGCAUAUAACCCAGGAGGCAAAGAAAGGACUGAGAAAGAAUUUGAAGCUUUAGCUAAAGGGGUUGGUUUUAGCGGAUUCCGCAAGGCUUGCUGUGCUUACCACACUUGGGUCAUGGAGUUGAACAAGUGAUUUGUUAAUUAUGUCUUGAAUAUUUUCUUGUAUAUGCUAAGAAAACUAUAAUCUCUAUUGGCUUAGGAAAUCAGGAUCUGGCUCCCCCUCCAGUAAGUUGAUCCCUCCAUUUUCUCCAGAUGGCUAUUGAAAUUGUUACACUACUUGAUAUCUAUAUAUACGCAAUGACAUGGAAUGCUUUU
Capsicum annuum is the source of this 732-nucleotide messenger RNA. Its product is annotated as caffeic acid 3-O-methyltransferase-like. Gene Ontology annotation, molecular function: S-adenosylmethionine-dependent methyltransferase activity; O-methyltransferase activity. Gene Ontology annotation, biological process: methylation. NCBI's taxonomy places the organism in Eukaryota, Viridiplantae, Streptophyta, Magnoliopsida, Solanales, Solanaceae. The record is from RefSeq and is a predicted model, not a curated record. Bases 25 to 396 code for a protein of 123 amino acids. The transcript has 2 exons.